CCAUUUUCCAGAGACUGCACUUCUUAGUUCUUACAGCCUUCUGCACAUUAUUCCACGACUCGGGCUCGCGGUGAUAGCAAGGCGUACCGUUCGCGCGCCAAUUUUUGACACUUUAUUUUUUUAAGCAAACGCACAGAGGAGUUAACUUUAUACUGCUAACUUAGAUGUUUAUUUGUUGUGAUAGAAAUGGUGAAAUUCUGGUGGAUGUUCAUAUUGUUUGCAAAAACGGCUUCGGCUAGUGAUAACGAGUUGCCUGAUGCAGACGCAGGAAAAGAGUCACGCUUCCUUCCCCUAUUCGAAGUGAAGAGGUUUGACAACAGACCUGCUGCAGGCGGUCUACCACCACUGACCACGGUGCCCAUAGCCGGGGAACGAUGCUCGGCCCGGUUAGAAUCAGCCCUCGACCAGCUGAAGAGGCGGAAGAGGAAUCAACCCAAGAGCUUGGACACUCCUUUGAGCCAGAGCAUCGACCUCAACGGAUACAGCUUGUACCAUCAGAUGAGAAGUGCGCCGGUAGACAUGUAUGUCACGCGUAUGCGCGUGCGACUUCCGCAGAACAGCAAUUGGGUCCGCGUAGAGAAAUGUUACUUCGACCCGAGAAACGUAUCCCUCGAUACAAUGCUUCUGUUCCACGAUAUCACUAUCAGUGGAAACGUGGAUUUGUACGACGCCAACGAGUUAGACAGAGGACAGCCAAACGGAAGGCUCAGAAGAAACUACGACCCCAGACCUUACGAUGGACCUUACAAUGAAGACCCUUAUGUGCGUCCACGAGGAAACGGUUGCAACAUGAUCUUAAGACUGAGGAAAGCGGGCAUCGGAUUUCACACGAGACCCCUCAAUCAGCAACCAGGGAAAUUCAAUGUCAAAACUGAUUCCGAAUUCGUUGAGCCAGGCUUCAUUAGCGUUUACGCGUACGGUUGCGAGAAGUACAUAAACAGGAAUUCUGUUAGGAAUAAAGAUAACCUGCCUCUGAGACGCAGAAGGCGAUCGGACGAGUUUUCAUUCCAUUCCCACUUGGAUCCGCCCCGCGCAGACGGGUUAGACAGCAGAUCGGCUGACAACAACUGGGAUAUUAUCUACGAGCCGCGCAGUAACAGAGUAAACUAUGAGAGAAGCAAACUGUUCAGACCUGAAGAUGAUUUGGACGAAGUAGAAGAUAUUUCACGCGAAAUGGAAGACAUCUUCACAAAAGGCAUAAGAACUCUAUUAACAACAUACAUGAAGAAAGAACUGCAGCCGGCUAUAAAGGACACUUUGAUGAGAAAUAUGGGUUAUGUGAUAUCAUAUGGUUAG
Ostrinia furnacalis (Asian corn borer) is the source of this 1296-nucleotide messenger RNA. RefSeq lists its product as uncharacterized. Bases 187 to 1296 code for a protein of 369 amino acids. The record is from RefSeq and is a predicted model, not a curated record. The transcript is spliced from 3 exons. NCBI's taxonomy places the organism in Eukaryota, Metazoa, Arthropoda, Insecta, Lepidoptera, Crambidae.